GAGACCUCGAUAAGUACCCUUCCUGGUCUCCUAUUUCUCUUUCUUUUACUCCCAUUUCCUUCCAGGUUCGCGGUCCCCCUCGCACGCACGAAUAACUGAAUCCUGCGGGACGGGAUAGACCAGAAGCAUGAGGACAGUCUGGCUAUUUCAGAUGUUUCCUUUUUUGCUGGGUCCCAAUAUCAGACAGGAGCUACUUGAAGCCUGGAGAACAGAGAUGAUGGCCUUCAUUGCAGCUCUGGGGCUCCUGAUGGCGGGAAUCUGUCCUGCUAUCACCUACUGGGCAACUGCAGAUGGGCAACUGGGAAGGCACACUGAAGUCCAGAAAGACAGAGACCAUGAAAUACAACUGGACAGUGUCACACUGGCUUCCAUCAACACUGACUUUGCCUUCAGCCUCUACAAGAAGCUUGCUUUGAAGAAUCCACAUAAAAAUAUUGUCUUCUCCCCACUUAGCAUCUCAGCUGCCUUGGCCCUCAUGUCCCUGGGAGCAAAGGACAACACCCUGGAAGAGAUUCUAGAAGGUCUCAAGUUCAAUCUCACAGAGACCCCAGAAGCAGACAUCCACCAGAACUUUGGGCACCUCCUACAAAUGCUCAUUCAGCCAGAGAACCAGGUUCAGAUCAAUGCUGGCAACGCCCUGUUUAUUGAUAAGCACCUGCAGAUCUUGACAGAGUUCAAGGAGAAGGCAAGGGCUCUGUACAAGGCUGAGGCCUUCACAGCAGACUUCCAGUUGCCUCGUGAGGCCACAAAGCUCAUCAAUGACUAUGUGAGGAAACAGACCCAGGGGAAGAUCAAGGAACUGGUCUCAGACCUGCAUAGGAACACAUCCAUGGCACUAGUGAAUUUCCUCAACUUUCAAGGCUUUUGGAACGUGACUUUUGACCCUGAAGACACGUUCCUGGGAAAUUUCACAUUGGAUAGGAAGAGGACCGUGAAUGUGCCCAUGAUGAAAACCGAGGAGCUAACCACAAACUACUUCCGGGACGAGGAGAUGCAAAGUACUGUGAUGGAGCUGAAUUACAUAGGCAAUGCCAGCUUCCUGUUUAUCCUCCCUGACCAGGGCAGGAUACAGCACGUGGAAGAUAGCUUGCAACCCCAGUCUCUGAGGAAAUGGAGGAAAUCUUUGAGGCCCAGGAUGCUAGAUGAACUCUCCCUGCCCAAGUUCUCCUUAUCACAAGACUACAACCUAAAUGACAUCCUUCCAGAGCUGGGUAUCAAGGAAGUCUUCUCCACACAGGCUGACCUGUCUGGGAUCACUGGAGCCAAAAAUAUAAGAGUCUCUCAGAUGAUCCACCAGGCUGCGCUGGAUGUUACCGAGACACACACAGAAGCAGAUGUCAUCACAAUAGCCCGAUAUAACUUCCAAUCUGCAAAAAUUAAGGCUAAAAUUGUUAAGGUGGACAGGGAAUUCUUGUACCUUAUUUUAGACCCAAUGUUUAAGAGUAUUAGCGUUAUGGGUAAGGUUAUCAACCCUUUAACAAACUAGAUCUUCUCAAGUGGUGGGGCUUCUUUCCAAGUUUGAUUUGCUUUUUGGCUUCUAUCCUCUGAUUGGCUAGGAUAUGCUUGUAAUUGUUCACUGAAGUUGAUUAACUUUAGUGGUCACACAUACACAAGGGACUGUGGAUGGUCUGUGUCAGGCAUCAGUCCUGUUGGCAUCACUAGCACAUAUUCCUGGGCCUGAAAUCUGUCUCUCUUCCACUUCCCAGAUGAACUUCUCCAUCUGCAUCACCCAAAAUGAAUAGGUAGGAGCAAACAGUAGAUAAACCUAUACCUGCACAGAAAGUGUCCAGGCAGUGUUCACUCAGCUCCUGUUGGCAGGAGGUGGCCUCUAGUGACAAGAGGGACAUUAAACAAUGCCAAUUGC
Molecule: messenger RNA, 1864 nt
Organism: Mus musculus (house mouse)
Lineage: Eukaryota; Metazoa; Chordata; Mammalia; Rodentia; Muridae
Gene: Serpina3a
Product: serine (or cysteine) peptidase inhibitor, clade A, member 3A
Exons: 5
Coding region: 218-1486 (422 amino acids)
Cellular component (GO): extracellular region
Molecular function (GO): serine-type endopeptidase inhibitor activity
Source: RefSeq, marked validated